AUUCUUCCAUCAUAUCAGUUCACAAUGCAACGAUUUAUUGUGAGUUUUCUUAACCUUUUAACGGUGGCUCUAGUUCUACCGGAAAUUGUCCAAUCCCGGUCAAAUCCAGUUGGUUCUUUCAAACUUCCUCUCGAUAAGACACAUUUCCUGCCCAACCGUAGUGGAAUUGUUCAUUUACACGAAUGGAAAUUUUUGGAUAUUGCCAGGGAAUGUGAAGAAUUUUUAGGACCUCAUGGCUAUGCAGCUGUUCAGACCUCACCUGCUAACGAAUACCUAAUUAUUCCCGGUCGUCCCUGGUAUGAACGUUAUCAACCAAUUUCCUAUAAGAUCAAGUCACGAUCUGGAGAUGCUAGAGAUUUUCUCGAAAUGACACGUAGAUGUCGCAAGGCUGGAGUACUGAUUCAUGUUGAUGUCGUUCCAAAUCAUAUGUCUGGAAAUACUCCUACCCGCCAAGCUAGGGGAACAGCUGGAUCGGAUGAUUCAGUUCCAAGUGAUUUCUCGUACCCUGGGGUGCCUUACAACUCGUCUCACUUCAACCACCCAACUUGUGGAAUCAAUAACUACGAUGAUCUCAGAGAAGCUCGUGUGUGUGAAAUGGUCGGUUUACACGAUCUCAAUCAGACUAUUCCAUAUGUUCAGGAGAAAAUCGCUAACUUCCUUAACUCUUUGACCGCUAUUGGUGCUGCUGGCUUCAGAGUUGACGCUGCCAAGCAUAUGUACCCCCAGGAUCUCAAGAAAAUCUACAGCAGAUUGAACCCUUUGUCGAAGGAACUUCGCCUCGCUGACAAUGCAUAUCCCUUCAUCUACCAAGAAGUUGGUGAUUAUUGGAAAUUCAAUUAUAGUUUCUUGGGAGCUGUAACCGAAUUUGCUCAUCCUACAAAUAUGGCCAAAUUCUUCAAAGGAGCCUCCAAUGCAAAUGCUCUCAAAAACUACGGUGGUCCACACAUGGGAAUGUUACCUACCGAGAGUGCUCUUAUUUUUGUUGACAACCACGACUUGCAACGUCAGAAUUCCUACACUUUGAAUUACAAGAGUCCCCGCGAAUUCACAGCUGCUUAUGUCUUCACUUUGGCCCAUCCCUAUGGUAUUCCACGAGUGAUGAGUUCAUUUGAUUUUAGUUCCGAUCAAGAUGGUCCACCACAUGAUCAGUCUUUCAAUAUUGAGAGUCCACGUUUCGAUGCGAAUGAACAAUGUAAAAACGGUUGGGUUUGUGAACAUCGUUGGCCAGCAAUUGCAAAUAUGAUUGCUUUUAGGAAUUCAGUUGGCAAUAGCCCAUUGACCAAUUUCAAAGCUGAUGAUAGUAAGGGUACAGUUUCAUUCUGUCGUGGCAAAAAGGGAUUCGUUUUGAUUAGUGCUGGAAGUCAUGAUAUUAAUGAAAAAGUUGCAACCUGUCUACCACCAGGUGUCUAUUGUGAUUCAGUGGCACAGAAUAGUGUGAAUAAGAAGUGUGCUCGUUCAGCACAGAUUGUAGUUAACGAAGAUGGAACAGCUCAAAUUGAUUUGCCAAGAAAUGGAAAGCAUUUAGCUGUUGCUUUGCACACCGGAAAUAAGGCAUAAAAGUUAUCACUAGAAAUCUUAUAGAUUAAUCAAAAAAAAAAAAAUAAAAAUAAAAUAAAUAUCCAAAGCAGUUUAAAAUAUCAUUUU
Episyrphus balteatus (marmalade hoverfly) is the source of this 1644-nucleotide messenger RNA. Its product is annotated as alpha-amylase 1-like. The transcript is spliced from 3 exons. Bases 25 to 1557 code for a protein of 510 amino acids. Lineage: Eukaryota; Metazoa; Arthropoda; Insecta; Diptera; Syrphidae. Gene Ontology annotation, molecular function: cation binding; alpha-amylase activity. Gene Ontology annotation, biological process: carbohydrate metabolic process. The record is from RefSeq and is a predicted model, not a curated record.